This is a messenger RNA of Neoarthrinium moseri, 1377 nucleotides long. RefSeq lists its product as uncharacterized. The coding region runs from base 1 to 1377 and encodes 458 amino acids. The record is from RefSeq and is a predicted model, not a curated record. NCBI's taxonomy places the organism in Eukaryota, Fungi, Ascomycota, Sordariomycetes, Amphisphaeriales, Apiosporaceae. Gene Ontology annotation, molecular function: nicotinate phosphoribosyltransferase activity. The transcript has a single exon. Gene Ontology annotation, biological process: NAD+ biosynthetic process.
AUGGACUUCGACUGGUCGACACCCUUCCCGGAGGGUGUCAUUUCCUUCCUCGACACCGAUCUGUACAAGCUGACGAUGCAAUGUGCUGUCUUCAAGUACUACCGCGCCGUCCCCGUCACCUACGCCUUCACGAACCGCACCCACGAGAAGAAACUCUCGAGAAAGGCCUUCAAGUGGCUAGAGCUGCAAAUCAGCAAGCUGGGGAACAUUUCGCUUUCCGACGACGAGCUGCGAUACCUCCAGACUCACUGCAAAUACCUCUCUUCCGACUACCUCGACUUUCUCUCCGAGUUCCGACUGUCCCCGCGGGAGCAGAUCGUCACGACAUUCAAGCCGGUCGGCGAGGACACCGGGGCCGACGACGAUCUCGGCGAUGUCGAUAUCCAGAUUCGCGGCACAUGGGUUGACACCAUCCUCUACGAAAUUCCCCUGCUCGCUCUCACCUCCGAAGCCUACUUCAAGUUCAUGGACAAGGACUGGAACUACGACGGCCAGGAGGAAAAGGCGUUUGAGAAGGGGAUCAAGUUGCUGGAAGCUGGCUGUAUCACCUCAGAGUUCGGCACCCGCCGGCGCAGAGACUACCAUACCCAGGCACUGGUCUUCCGAGGUUUCGUCAAGGCAAGCAAGGCUGGCCUGGAGCGCGGCCUGCCCGGCAAAAUCUCUGGCACGAGCAACGUCCACCUGGCAAUGCGCUUCAACCUGCCCCCUGUCGGUACCGUGGCGCACGAGUGGUUUAUGGGCAUUGCCGCCAUCACCGAUGACUACGUGAAUGCAACAGAGGAGGCUUUACGGAGGUGGGUCGGAUGCUUUGGCGAGGGCACACUAGGGAUCGCCUUGACCGACACUUUUGGCACAAGGGCGUUCCUGGAAGCCUUCAAGAAGCCUAUCAAGUACCUGCCGGGCACCCCCAAUGUCCCGUUAGCAAACGGAGAUGUGGUCUCUACUCGCACAUAUGCGGAAGUGUUCAAUGGUGUACGCCAGGACUCCGGGGACCCGGCCGAAUUUGUGAAGAUGAUGCGCAAGUUUUACGACGAGCAGGGCAUAAAGGAGAAGACGGUUGUCUUCUCGGACUCGCUGGACAUUGAGAAAUGUAUUGAGUACAAGAGAGUCUCGGAGGAUGCUGGGCUCCAGCCGACCUUCGGCGUCGGCACCUUUCUCACAAAUGACUUCAUUCAGCUGAGCACGGGCAAGAAGUCAGUUCCGUUGAAUAUCGUCAUCAAGUUGAGCUCGGCAGCCGGCAACCCGGCCAUCAAGAUCAGCGACAACGCCGGAAAGAACACAGGGUUGGCAGCCAAGGUCACCGAGGUCAAGAAGAUCUUGGGCUACGAGGAGCGAGAAUGGGCAGGCGGUGAUGAGACCUCGAGAUGGGGCAAAUGA